GGGCCCUCCCCGAGUGUCAGCGCCCUGGUCUUGGCAACUGGGACUAGACGGGGCUUUUUGGGGGUGUUCAUUUGUCUGGUUCUCAAGCGCUACACUCUCUCACGGGAGGCUCGGCGAGAUGAGCACCAUGUUCGCCGACACGCUGCUCAUCGUCUUCAUCUCGGUGUGCACGGCGCUGCUCGCUGAGGGCAUAACCUGGGUCCUGGUCUACAGGACAGACAAGUACAAAAGGCUGAAGGCAGAAGUGGAGAAGCAGAGUAAAAAACUGGAGAAGAAGAAGGAAACCAUAACGGAAUCAGCUGGUCGGCAACAGAAGAAGAAACUUGAGAGGCAAGAGGAAAAGCUGAAGAACAAUAACCGGGACCUCUCAAUGGUCCGGAUGAAAUCCAUGUUUGCCAUUGGAUUCUGCUUUACUGCCUUGAUGGGCAUGUUCAAUUCCAUUUUUGAUGGUAGGGUGGUGGCUAAGCUCCCUUUCACCCCCCUUUCCUACAUCCAAGGCCUUUCCCAUCGGAACCUUUUGGGAGAUGACACCACAGACUGCUCCUUCAUCUUCCUCUACAUCCUCUGCACCAUGUCCAUUCGCCAGAACAUCCAGAAGAUCCUUGGCCUGGCCCCCUCGAGAGCUGCAACCAAGCAGGCAGGUGGAUUCCUUGGACCCCCACCCCCUUCUGGAAAGUUCUCUUGAACUCAGGAAGAGCCUUCGGCCAAUGUCAUUUCUCCAGGGGUGACCUCCAUUCUCCACCCAGUGCCCGGUUCAGUUCCUUCCAGGCCUUUCCAAUCGGAACACUGAGAAUGACGCCCAUAUAUCUAGUGCUUUGGUUACAGCCUCUGCAGCCUUUACAGUCUCAACAAACAGGCCUGUCAUUCCCACCUUUUGUGGGUUGCUGAAGUUCUGUGGAGUGAGUCCCAUCUGUCUUCUCUUGCUUCCGUGGCAUUUUCUGAUUGUCCGAUCCUUCGGCUGCACUGUGGCCAGGGAAUCGGCUCUUGGGGAACAUGUAAGGAUCAGGAGGGAAAUUUUACUUUUAUGAUUGGAACUCUUAGGGUUGUGUGUUUUGGGUUUAUUUUUUAUUAUUAUUAAGCCAAAUGUGACCCAAGAUCAAUAAAAAAAGAAAGGCCAA
Molecule: messenger RNA, 1118 nt
Organism: Suncus etruscus (white-toothed pygmy shrew)
Lineage: Eukaryota; Metazoa; Chordata; Mammalia; Eulipotyphla; Soricidae
Gene: TMCO1
Product: transmembrane and coiled-coil domains 1
Exons: 7
Coding region: 119-685 (188 amino acids)
Biological process (GO): endoplasmic reticulum calcium ion homeostasis
Cellular component (GO): endoplasmic reticulum; cytoplasm; endoplasmic reticulum membrane
Molecular function (GO): calcium channel activity
Source: RefSeq, a predicted model, not a curated record